AUGUCUGAUGGUAGUGUAUUUCUAGCUGCAGAUGAUUACCAAUCGCCUGAGAUGAUUAGCCAGGGACGACAAGAUACAAUGACCCUUCCGGCGGAUCGCGACUCCGUCAAGAUCUUCAGUCGCAUCCAUGGCUCCCAGACGAACAAGCAGAAGGCGGAGCUGAUGGAAGAGGCUGGGCUCCACUGGAAGGAAAACGCCGGGCCUGACACGGAUCUCAGUGAUCGACCCCUUUCCACGCCACCCCGGUUGAUGGCUAGCAGCCACACGGAGACGGCGUACACUGUGCCCGAUAUGCGAGUGGUGAUUUGA
Molecule: messenger RNA, 309 nt
Organism: Penicillium daleae
Lineage: Eukaryota; Fungi; Ascomycota; Eurotiomycetes; Eurotiales; Aspergillaceae
Exons: 1
Coding region: 1-309 (102 amino acids)
Source: RefSeq, a predicted model, not a curated record